This is a messenger RNA of Salvelinus namaycush (lake trout), 1926 nucleotides long. RefSeq names its product pleckstrin homology domain-containing family A member 3-like. Lineage: Eukaryota; Metazoa; Chordata; Actinopteri; Salmoniformes; Salmonidae. Bases 280 to 1179 code for a protein of 299 amino acids. The record is from RefSeq and is a predicted model, not a curated record. Gene Ontology annotation, biological process: retrograde transport, endosome to Golgi; receptor recycling; endosome organization. The transcript has 8 exons. Gene Ontology annotation, cellular component: recycling endosome; trans-Golgi network; early endosome.
UAGCUAGCUAGCAAAGAUCAACUGGCAAUCGGCUAUUCAACGCUAGUUCAAUUACAACAAGAUAACAACAUGAACGGAAUUCACACUGUGUUGUUGGCCGACCCAUAGUCAUUCACAUGGCAUUAUCUACUGUGAAGUUAACAUACAUCUUUAGUUUUCGCUAGCUAGCUUCAUGAAGUUGGCAAGCUAAAUGGCUUGCGAGUUUUGGUACGUUAUCAGUAUUAGCUAGCGACGAGAUUUUUGGAGACGUGGGUCGUGUGGUGAUUCUGCAAGUACAUUAUGGAAGGAGUUCUCUAUAAGUGGACAAAUUAUAUGACAGGGUGGCAGCCGCGCUGGUUUGUUUUAGAUGAUGGGAUAAUUUCCUACUACGAUUCUCAAGAUGAUGUCUGCAAAGGGAGCAAAGGAAGUAUUAAGAUGUCCGUCUGUGAAAUCAAAGUUCACCCCACUGACAAUACCAGACUGGAACUGAUCAUACCAGGAGAGCAGCAUUUUUACGUCAAAGCUGUCAAUGUUGCCGAACGACAGAAGUGGCUUGUGGCACUUGGAAGUUCCAAAGCCGGAAAAAGGAAAGGAAAAGAAAUAACAGAGAAGACAGAAUCUCUUAAAACAAAGAUGUCCGAGCUGCGUCUCUACUGUGACUUGCUAAUGCAGCAGGUCCACACGAUACAGGAGUCUGAGGACCAGGAAGGAGACCACUCCAAUUCCAGCUCGGAGACUCUGAAUGAGGCCUCCUCUUUACUGAGUGCCACGUGUUACACCUUCAUCAAAACACUGGAAGAAUGUAUGAAGAUGGCCAACUCCAAGUUCAAGACAGUCAUGGUGCUGUUGAACCCUCCAGAUGACAUGAUGAUGUCCCCUGUUUCUCCGUCCCCAAUACAGAUGGCCUGGACGAAGCGGUCCAUAAGUUACCCGGGCACGUACAAUUUUGACAGGUCUGGCCUCCCGCCAAAGGAGGGUGUGUUAUCAGGUCAAAGGUCAACCCAGAGGAGGACACGGACUUGUUCGGACACAGAGGCUCACAGUGACAGCUGUGUUUAUGAGAUGGAUCGCGCUGCUGUGCUGUGUCUCAAUGCCAGUGUGAACAGGGAGUCCUGCAGUGUCCCUGAGGAGUGUGGUGCCAUCAGUCCUACCAGUCCCAGAGCCAUGUCAGACACUCCAGAGACUGACCUGUCCAUCUGACCUGUCCUGUCACUCACCAAAUACAUUGCAGUGGCUUCAGAUAGAGACUGGGCUUCAUAAAAAUAUAUUUUACGAGGUUCAUAAGAAAAUCAUGAAUUCCUAAGAAUAUUUUUGAGGAAUUGCACUUACAAACAAUCUUCUGGACUUUUCUUAAGAAGCUUAUGUUUUUUCUUUAGAAGUUUUUUGUAAAUCCAGGUCCUGGAGUUGAGAUUGGUAGUCCACUGUCAAGUAACUGGUCUGUCUGUUCAGUAGGCCUGUGCAAACUUGUAGGCAUAGUACUGUCUAUAUUUUAUGAAGGGUGAAUAAUGACUUGGCUAAAGUGUGAAUAGUUGUGAAUUCUGCAGAGCUGAAUGUAAUCAGAUACUUCAGUUACUCCACAAGUUAGACUGAUAUGAGGCUACUGUAAUGUGAGGUGUUACCAUGGUCGAGUUCAUUAGGGCACGCAAUGGAAAAAAGUUUUAAAACUGAAAAAGAAAAUGAGUGUUUCUUAUUGAAUGACUGUAGUUGUCCUUCCCUGUUGUUUUCUUCCCUUCAGUGCCUAAUGAACACACUCCAGCUUUUAUUGCUCACAUAAUGCAAUGCAGUCACUGCUUGGUAUUGCGUUAAUGGUAUUUUCAAAAAGUAUUGUAUUAUUUCCUGUGGAAGCAUUGCUUUGCACUUUAAGAAUGAUGGAUCGUUUUUGAAUGUUUGUACUAUUCCAGGAGGUUGUAUGUUAUUAUUGCAGAAUAAAAUGUUUGAUAUGCAACA